CAGAUGGAGAUGAAGUAGCAGCAGCAGCAGCAGCAGUCGACCAACAGAGCAACAACAGCGUCUGUACCGCGGACCCGGAGCUUUUCUUCAGGGGACAGACAGGUGACAGAGCAGACAGACCGACACUCAGCCGCCUCAGCGUGCAGCGGAGAAAAUUACUGCUGUUCGUUUCACCCCCACCCCCCGCACACCCGCCUAUUGCAACAAUAGAUGUCACUCAACUACAUGCAUUUCGUUCUGAUCAUCUAAGCCCAGUCCGCCAAGAUGGAAAAUGCACACACUAAAUCGGCGACUGAAGUUUUAGACAACUUCAGUGUGAACGAAAACACUGGGCUGACUCUGGAGCAAGUCAAAGUCAAUGUGGACAGAUAUGGACCAAACGAGCUCCCAGCUGAAGAAGGCAAGUCCCUGUGGGAGCUGAUGAUGGAGCAGUUUGAAGACCUCAUGGUCAGGAUCCUGCUGCUCGCUGCCUGCGUCUCCUUUGUGUUGGCUCUGUUUGAGGAGGGAGAGGAGACAACCACCGCUUUUGUUGAGCCUGUCGUUAUUCUUCUUAUCCUCAUCGCCAACGCUGUUAUCGGGGUCUGGCAGGAGCGCAAUGCUGAGAAUGCCAUUGAGGCUCUGAAAGAGUAUGAGCCAGAGAUGGGGAAGGUGUACCGCAUAAACCGCAAGGCUGUCCAGAGGAUCAAAGCCAGAGACAUCGUCCCGGGAGACAUCGUGGAGGUGGCAGUUGGUGACAAGGUGCCUGCCGACAUCAGAGUGACAUCUAUAAAGUCCACCACCCUGCGAGUGGACCAGUCCAUCCUCACAGGGGAGUCUGUGUCCAUCAUCAAACACACUGACCCUGUCCCUGACCCCAGAGCCGUCAACCAAGACAAAAAAAACAUGCUGUUUUCUGGCACAAACAUUGCAGCAGGCCGUGCCAUAGGUGUGGUCAUUGCUACCGGCGUUUCCACAGAGAUCGGUAAGAUCCGUAAUCAGAUGGCGGCUACAGAACACGAGAAGACGCCUCUGCAGCAGAAGCUGGACGAGUUCGGGCAGCAGCUGUCAAAGGUCAUCUCUCUCAUCUGUGUGGCCGUGUGGGUCAUCAACAUUGGCCACUUCGGGGACCCCGUCCACGGUGGCUCUUGGGUCAGAGGGGCUAUCUAUUACUUUAAGAUCGCUGUGGCCCUGGCUGUUGCCGCCAUUCCAGAGGGCUUGCCUGCUGUCAUCACCACCUGCCUGGCCCUCGGCACGCGUCGCAUGGCCAAGAAGAACGCCAUCGUCCGCAGCCUGCCCUCAGUAGAGACGCUGGGCUGUACCUCUGUUAUCUGCUCUGACAAGACGGGCACCCUCACCACCAACCAGAUGUCCGUCUGCAGGAUGUUCGUUGCAGACAAGGUGGAAGAUUCUAGCUGCAAGCUUCAUGAGUUCUCUAUAACUGGUUCUACAUAUGCCCCCGAGGGACAAAUACUGAAAGGAGACAAGCCCGUCCAGUGUGGAGACUUUGAUGGACUUUUGGAGUUGGCCACUGUGUGCUCUAUGUGCAAUGACUCUUCACUGGACUACAAUGAGGCCAAAGGGGUUUACGAGAAGGUGGGUGAAGCCACAGAGACGGCUCUCACUACCUUGGUGGAGAAGAUGAACGUCUUCAAGACUGACCUGUCCGGAGUCAGCAAGGUGGAACGUGCCGGUGCAUGUAACUCGGUGAUCAAGCAGUUGAUGAAGAAGGAGUUCACCCUGGAGUUCUCUCGUGACCGCAAGUCCAUGUCCGUCUAUUGCACCCCCAUCAAGCCGGGCUCCCAGAGCAAGAUGUUCAUCAAGGGUGCUCCAGAGAGUGUGAUUGAGCGUUGUCAGUACCUGCGGGUGGGAACAGGGAAGGUGACUCUGACGCCAGCCCUGCGCGACCAGCUGCUGUCAAAGAUUAGGGACUGGGGGACAGGCAGGGACACCCUGCGCUGCCUGGCCCUGGCCACUCAUGACGUCCCGCCACGCAAGGAGGACAUGGAUUUGGAGAAUGCAAGCAAAUUUAUAAACUAUGAGUUGGGUCUCACAUUUGUUGGCUGUGUGGGCAUGCUCGACCCGCCCAGGAAGGAGGUGAUGGGCUCAUUGAAGCUGUGCAACGAGGCAGGCAUACGUGUUAUCAUGAUCACGGGAGACAACAAGGGCACAGCUGUGGCCAUCUGCAGGCGAAUUGGCAUCUUCAGCGAGGAUGAGGAUGUGACAGGAAAGGCCUACACGGGCCGCGAGUUCGAUGAUCUCCCGCUGGAGGCCCAGAGAGAAGCCGUCAAAGAGGCGCGAUGCUUCGCCCGCGUCGAGCCGGCUCACAAGUCUAAGAUCGUGGGAUUCUUGCAAUCAUUCAAUGAGAUUACUGCCAUGACGGGAGAUGGUGUGAACGACGCCCCGGCUCUGAAGAAAGCAGAGAUCGGCAUUGCCAUGGGCUCUGGCACAGCAGUGGCCAAGUCAGCAUCUGAGAUGGUGCUGUCUGAUGAUAACUUCUCCACCAUCGUGGCUGCCGUGGAGGAGGGCAGAGCCAUCUACAACAACAUGAAGCAGUUUAUCAGAUACCUCAUCUCCUCUAACGUGGGAGAAGUGGUCUGCAUCUUCCUGACAGCCAUCCUGGGUCUCCCUGAGGCUUUGAUUCCAGUUCAGCUGCUGUGGGUGAAUCUGGUGACGGAUGGCCUGCCUGCCACUGCCCUGGGCUUCAACCCCCCAGACCUGGACAUCAUGGAUAAACCUCCCCGCAAUCCCAAGGAGCCUCUUAUCUCUGGCUGGCUCUUUUUCAGAUAUCUGGCCAUUGGAGGAUAUGUGGGUCUUGGAACAGUGAGUGCUGCCACAUGGUGGUACCUGUUUGAUGAAGAAGGCCCACAAGUGUCUUUCUAUCAGCUGAGACACUUUAUGCAGUGUACCGAGGAGAACCCCAUGUUCCAGGGCAUAGACUGUGAUGUGUUUGAAUCCCGCUACCCCACAACCAUGGCGCUGUCUGUGCUGGUCACUAUCGAAAUGUUCAACUCCCUCAACAGUUUGUCUGAGAACCAGUCCCUGGUCAGGAUGCCUCCCUGGGUCAAUGUUUGGCUACUGGGAGCCAUCAUCCUCUCCCUCUCACUCCACUUCUUAAUCCUCUACGUUGAGCCUCUGCCGUUGAUCUUCCAGGUGACCCCUCUGCGCUGGUCCCAGUGGAUUGUGGUCCUGAAGAUUUCCAUCCCAGUCAUCCUCCUGGAUGAGGCGCUGAAAUAUAUCGCCAGGAACCAUCUAGAAGGUGAUGAGGAGAAGAAAUAUCGGAAGAGAUGGCAGCAGAAAUAAGUCCUCGCUCUUAACACACUCACACACUUAGAAACACACCUCCCCUCUUCCCUUUACGAGCUGGAAACCCAUUCUCUCCCCUGUCCUCGUUCCCCACUCCUGCAUGUCCAAUAAACCACCACUAGAAAUGA
Cottoperca gobio is the source of this 3410-nucleotide messenger RNA. RefSeq names its product ATPase sarcoplasmic/endoplasmic reticulum Ca2+ transporting 3 (gene atp2a3). Gene Ontology annotation, biological process: calcium ion transport. The transcript is spliced from 21 exons. Gene Ontology annotation, cellular component: membrane. The coding region runs from base 265 to 3279 and encodes 1004 amino acids. Gene Ontology annotation, molecular function: ATP binding; P-type calcium transporter activity; ATP hydrolysis activity. NCBI's taxonomy places the organism in Eukaryota, Metazoa, Chordata, Actinopteri, Perciformes, Bovichtidae. The record is from RefSeq and is a predicted model, not a curated record.